Pseudogymnoascus verrucosus is the source of this 2807-nucleotide messenger RNA. RefSeq lists its product as uncharacterized. NCBI's taxonomy places the organism in Eukaryota, Fungi, Ascomycota, Leotiomycetes, Thelebolales, Thelebolaceae. Bases 1 to 2307 code for a protein of 768 amino acids. The record is from RefSeq and is a predicted model, not a curated record. The transcript has 2 exons.
AUGGCCGACGAUUUUAAUUUCCUCAACUUCAUUGAGGACGGGUCCGAGCCAGCCCCUAAGGACACCCCAAAAGAGACCCAGGACUCGGAUUCCGAUGCUGAAAACGCCAAACGCAAAGACUUCUGGGACCACGUUCCCACCGACAACGGUGGCGCAGAAGGCUCACCCAACUCCAGCUUCAACUCCUCCCCUACGCUUCCGACUCAGCAUGACUUUCCCGCUCCAGAUGCAGGACAUGCCAAGCAAGGCACCAGAAAACCAGUUUUGCAGAGGCUUCGAGACGCCAGAACGUAUGGCUUUAGAAAGAAUGUGGAGAGAAGGGUGUUCAAGGGGUCUGGUGCCAUGGAUCAUGAUGAGAGUGGCAACUAUGAUCCCAAUGAAGAAGCUGCUGCCAAUAGGAGGCUAGCGAAGAAAAAAGCUGCGACGAAGUCGGGACCGGCUGAAGUGGAAACCACGCAAUAUGACUCUCAAAGCGAGGAAAUUCUGCCGUCAAUUGAGGAAGGUGUUUCCGCUGAGGAAAGCUCUGUUGAACAGAAGCAUGGAAAGGGUUCGAAGAAAAAGACCACAGCCGCGGCGGGACAAAAGAAGGGGAAGGGGAAAGGGAACGCAAAGGAGCCAGAGACAACCAACGAGGCAUGCUCAGCAUGCAGGAUCUUCGGGUUCGAUUGUAGCAUCCUUGACGACCCCGACCAGUUUCCCUGCACUUCCUGUUCCGAGCUAAGCAUUGCCUGCGUCCUCAAGAACCCCAUGACCCCCGAGGCCAAGGCCGAGAGAAAACGCGCCUUCGCCAAUGCCAAGAAGAAGAAAAAGGAGCAAGCGCGCUUGCAAAGAGAGCAGAAAAAGAAUAAAGGCAAGAACCUAGUGCAGCUGGCGGCGCAGAGAGCGGCGCCAAAGAUCGAUCCAAGGAAUAGGAAGUAUAUAUCGUGCGCCACAUGUCGGGCUGCAGACUUUGGCCACUGCUCGUUGAAGACAAGAGAGCAGACUGGACCUUGUAAACGCUGCACGUCUAAGAGGCUUGACUGCACAUUCGAGGAUAAAGUCAUUAAAUCCGGGAAAGCGGGGACUAAAAAUGGAAAGGUGGGGAAGGUGGCCAUCAGGGCCUCUUCUAAGGGCAGGGCCAGCCUCUUGAUGGUCUCUGCGGCGCGCACUCGCCCUGAGCCGAAGAAAAAGGAGAGGGUGCCGGAGGGAAUGUUCAAAAAGACAAUCAAGACGUCCUUCUGCCACCCGAUUGCCUUCAACCUCGAUCUCAAAAGGACCCGGUUCAUGGGCAUGAAUUGCCACUUCCACACCACCACCGCAUUUCCCAUGCUAGGCAUCGGCGAGCCGCAAGACGUUGAGGUCCUUGGGCCCACGAAACCAUGUCCCGCUAACCCCUUUGUCUACACCGAAUGCGCGCCCAGAAUAGUGCUGGUUAAAAAGAAGAAAACAGGAGAAAGAGGAGAGAGGUCAGAAGACGAAGAAGCCGACAACGACGACGAAGCCACAGAAGACGAAGAUGACGAAGAAGGAUACGAGUACGUAGAAGAAGAAGAAGACCCAACCUACGUCUGCACAGACUGCACCUUCGCGCGCCAACGCAUCCUCUUCUGCGACACCCAUUCCAUCUCCGCCAUCGCCGGCCUCAAGCACCCCCGUGAUUACGACUACAACUCCGCAUACGAGAAAAUCAUGAGGGACCAAAACAAGGGGUAUGGAGCAAACUCCGCUAGGGUCGUCAAAUGGUGCUCCGUUUGUGUGGCGCCGGCGUUCUACAAAUGCUGCGUCCCAGACCGAUUUGUUAAUGAAGUCGGGUGUGGGUUGCUGUUGUGCGAAGUCUGCGCACAGGGGCUCUGCGGGGGAGAAGCCAAAUUGGAAGGCCUGCUGGACGAGAUGGUCGAGGAGCAGGCGCGCGAUCCGUUCAUGCCGAUUCAGGAACGCAGAUCUGUAGUGCAGCAGGUGUCGCUUGAUCUCUUGAUUGACCGGGCAGGUCGCGAUGCGUUCAGAUACGAAGACGGAAUCAGAGCCGACGCGGGGUUCUUGACUAACCGUGGCGAGCUGAAGCUGUGGAUGGAAUCACAGACUGUAGCGGACCCCUAUGAGAUUGAGGAGCUAGAAGUGAGGAUGGAUGAGGCUACAGGCGCUGGAGCGGCAGGUGACGCGGGGUGGGCUAGAUGGGGUGAGGGGAUAGGAGUUAAUGGGGGACGUGAAGAGACGUUUGAGGAGCAUGAUUUGAGGAUGAAAUUGGAGAAGGGGAAGGCGGAGCAGGCGAACCCUGCCUUUACGAGCGUGGCGCCGUCUGUAUCGGACACUGAUGACUGGGCUCUUUGAAGGGAUCGCGCGGGGGAGUUAAUUUGGCGUCGCUGUUUUUCGAGGCAACUUUACCUGGGUGAGCUUGCUGGAAGUUGGUGUGGGGGUUUGGAGGGGACGGAGAAAGUUCUGAUGCUCGUGGAUGGGAUCGUUCUGUCCUGGUUCAUUUACCCAGGAUUGGCAGGGGAACUAUUUUUAUACUGGCUCUGGCAUCGUGUCACCUCAACCGCGACCGUUGGUGGAUGCAGAGGAUACCAGAUAUAUAAAAUAGACGGAUAUUAUUUCAACCCAGGCAUUCACACUAUGCAGACACUCAGAUAGCGAUUAUUGCACCAAAGCGCACAUCGAUUAUAUUUUAUUAUAUCAGAUAAUUAAAGCUGUUCAAAAUAUUCCCCCUCUCACUGUGAAAGAUAUGUCGUUCCGUCAUACUUCCCGACCUUGUUCACAUCAACUCUGAAGCUCUCUGGCGGGCCCAAGUAGCUCUUGCGCACUCCACCGAGAUCGAUCACAAUCUUCUGGAG